UUUUACUUUGUUUCAAUAAUUCUUAACAGAAAAUGAAUACACCUUCAAAGAUGAAGCUUGAACCUGUGUACUUAGAUGAACUUAACACUUAGAGCAAAGACUACAAGGUUAAAUAGACUGUAGCUGAAAAAGGAAGGGCUCAACCAUCACCAAAAAAAACCAGGUGUCAUAUUCCAGACAAUUAUCUUAGAAGAUGAGAAGAAAAACAGAAUGAGAUGUGCUCUUUUUGGAGAUCAAAUCCAUGCAUAUGAAGAUGUCUUAAAACCAACUGGCCAAUAUGAAAUAUCAAAAGCUCCUAUAACAUAUAUGGAUGAGCAGUACAAGAUUAACCUUGAAGAGCUUCCAUAUCAGAUGACUAUUGGCCACCAGACAAUCGUUCAGCGUUUAAAUCCAGAAGCUGGUCCAAUUGAGCCUAAAUAUCAGCCACUGUCAACUCUCCCACGAUCGCCUGAUCCUAAUGGCAGAUUUGAUAUUGUUGGUGUGGUUCUGUUUGUUGAGGAUGCACCUCGAAUUAUAUCUAAUAUACGUGGGCGCGACAGUCCAGUUCGUGAAAUAUCUGUAACUGACACAAGCCAAGACCAUGCUAUGACAAUUUCAGCAUGGAAUGAUCUCACUGGUAAGCCCUGUGAUGCAAUAAGUAAUUGGGCUGAAAGAUUCAAUGUUGUCGGCUUUACUGCACUUAAGACUCGCCAUACAAGAGGAUUCACUUUGAACACUACUAUGUCUACUAGGAUCAUUAUGAACCCUAAAGGAGAAAGAGCAGAUAUGCUACGAGAAUGGGUCAAAUUAUAUCAGCAUGUUUUUCUUGAUAGACAAGAAAAAAUCCUGAAUGUUAGAUACCCAAGUGCUGAGAAAAAAGUAGUGACCAUAGCAGAACUUCGCAGCAAAAAGGCAUCGAAUGCUAUUCCGGAUGAAGUAGCAUGGAUUAGAGUCACUAUACCAGACCCUGACCUACAAAGAGUUAAUGCUUACAUUGGCUGUCUAGGGUGUGGAAAGCGAACACAUCUCCCUAUUGGAACCCGCUUCCCUUGCAUUUCUUGCAAAAAAGCAGAAACAACAGCUGCUUACAGGUACUUUAAAUGA
This is a messenger RNA of Chenopodium quinoa (quinoa), 1083 nucleotides long. RefSeq lists its product as uncharacterized. The transcript is spliced from 7 exons. The record is from RefSeq and is a predicted model, not a curated record. The coding region runs from base 211 to 1083 and encodes 290 amino acids. NCBI's taxonomy places the organism in Eukaryota, Viridiplantae, Streptophyta, Magnoliopsida, Caryophyllales, Amaranthaceae.